AAUUUAAAAGAAAAAGUAUACAAGACAGAGUAUUGAUUAAAAACCCAACAGAGGAUAACCCAUAUAUGGAAGAAGUAAAAAAUCUUUCAAUUCAAAAAGAAAUCCAAAACAUGGACAUGAAUGAAACCUGCUUACAAGAACAAGUAACAGAAGAAAUUACAUCAGAUUAUGAUAUGGAUAGCAAAACAGAUACU
Cetraspora pellucida is the source of this 194-nucleotide messenger RNA. Lineage: Eukaryota; Fungi; Glomeromycota; Glomeromycetes; Diversisporales; Gigasporaceae. The record is from the annotation of a GenBank genome assembly.